Messenger RNA from Momordica charantia (bitter melon), 2344 nucleotides. RefSeq names its product Major facilitator superfamily protein. The record is from RefSeq and is a predicted model, not a curated record. NCBI's taxonomy places the organism in Eukaryota, Viridiplantae, Streptophyta, Magnoliopsida, Cucurbitales, Cucurbitaceae. Gene Ontology annotation, cellular component: membrane.
GAUGUAGGGUGUACCCUCUAAUUUCAGGCCCUAAAAAGGCCAUUGAUGCUUCAAUUGACUUGAAAAGUUUUGUUUUUUACGUUCUUUGACAGCUUCCUUGUGAAUCUUGUCUUGUAUGUAAUACCCUCCUAAAAUUAUUAUAGUAGUAAAAAAACUAGAUCUGAAAAUGGGGUUUUUGAGUUUUCCCCCUCUCUUUCAAGUAGUGGUUGGUCAAACCAACUCUAGGAUGGAGAUGGCUUCGGCUUCCUCAAUUUGAACACUUUUUUUUCUUCUCUCAUCAAUUCUGAAGUUGUAUAUUCUAUAUUGUUUGUUCUCUCACCCAGAUCGGAUCCUUAAGUUGAAUCGAGUAUGCUAAUUGUCAAUUGAAGCAACUCUUGGGUUUUUUGAGCUUUUGAGUUUUAAUCAAUGGUGGGUAGUUUCGGGAUGAACCCAGUUGAGACAUUUCAGUUUUGGUAGAGGGUUUCUUCGUCUUUGUGAUUUUAAGUUCAGGAGACAGUUUUUGGGAACUGGAUACGAAAUCCCCUUCUUGUCUCAGAAGUUUUUCUCUAGUUUGAUUUGACCAGUUCGGGAAACUUUGUUUUUGUUGAACUGGUUUAUUAUACAUUUUUCUUGUUGACCUGUAAAGUAGACUGAUGGUGGAGGAAGAGAAGCUUAAAGCCUCUGCUGAAGCUUUGGAAGAAGAAGAUGAGCCCCAGAAAGAGUCUGGUGGCUGUAUUGGCACGGCACUAUAUUGGUUCGAAAUUCUCGUCAGGGAAAUGCAUUGGAGUUUUGUGUUAGGGAUAGUGAUUGUUUAUGGAAUAAGUCAGGGAUUAGGUGGAGCGCUUAACCGUGUUGCGACCGAGUACUACAUGAAGGAUGUUCAGAAAGUGCAGCCAUCUGAAGCACAGGUUUAUUCAGGAAUCACCUCAAUUCCAUGGAUGGUUAAGCCUAUCUGGGGUCUUCUCACUGAUUUAGUCCCCAUUCUUGGGUACCAAAGGCGGCCUUACUUUGUUUUAGCAGGUCUUCUUGGUGUGAUCUCCUUGCUUUCAUUAGCAUUACACGAGAAGCUACAUCUUCUACUCGCAAUUUUGUUGUUAACGGCAGGAAGCGCCGGGGUAGCCGUAGCCGAUGUCACCAUAGAUGCGUGUGUAGCACAGAACAGUAGCAUUCAUCCUACUCUUGCAGCUGAUCUGCAGAGCUUGUGCGCCUUGAGUUCUUCAGUCGGAGCAUUACUUGGAUUCUCUAUUAGCGGUAUCCUUGUUCACCUAAUAGGCUCCAAGGGAGUUUACGGUCUGUUAGCAAUACCCGCCGGGCUUGUUUUAUUGGUUGGAAUUCUACUCAAUGAACCCCAUCUGCCAGAUUUCAACUACAGACAGGUAAACGAAAAGUUUGUUGGCGCUGGGAAGGCUAUGUGGGCGACGUUAAAGUGCCCGAAUGUCUGGAGGCCAUGCCUCUAUAUGUAUCUAUCUCUUGCAUUGUGCCUUGACAUUAAUGAGGGACUGUUUUAUUGGUACACAGACUCAAAAGAUGGUCCAAAUUUCUCUCAGGAAAAUGUUGGUUUCAUUUUCUCAAUUGGUUCAGUUGGGUCUCUUUUAGGAGCUUUACUGUAUCAAUAUGUUCUCAAGGAUCACCAAUUCCGAGACUUGCUAUUCUGGACACAAUUGAUAUUCAGUUUAUCUGGGAUGCUCGAUUUCUUGCUGGUUUUACGUUUAAACUUGAAAUUUGGAGUGCCAGAUUAUUUCUUCAUUGUGAUAGAUGAGAGUGUACAUCAGCUUAUCAAUAGGCUAAAAUGGAUGCCUCUUCUAGUCCUCAGCUCCAAGCUCUGCCCCAGAGGCAUUGAGGGGACAUUCUUUGCUCUGCUUAUGUCGAUCGACAAUGUCGGACUUCUCUCAGCGUCAUGGGGAGGCGGUUUCCUGCUCCAUAUCCUUAAAGUUACUCGAACCAAGUUCGAUAACCUAUGGCUAGCCAUUUUGAUAAGGAACAUCUUGAGACUUACUCCACUUUGUAUGCUGUUUUUGGUACCGAGAGGCGAUCCGAAUUCUUCAAUUCUUCUAACCGAGCUGCCCAGCGAAGAAGUCGAUCACGAGACUUGUGAAGCCGAUAACAUUGAACUGGUUUCCCUUGUCAAUGGCAUGAACAUAGACAACCAGAAAGAAGUUCUUUGAUACUGAUUCAAAAAUGGGGUGAAGCAAGAGGCUUGAGAGUAAGAAUAUCCCUUUGCAUGUUCCACUUCUGUUGCAUCAAAUUUUUGUUUAACUGUUCAAUUAUAUGAUGGGGAAUCUGUGUUAAUGCUUAAAAAGAUAAGAAUGAACUCAAAUUCUUGGAUUCUUUUCUACAUUACAAUGAAAUAUCAGCUCAUUCUUCA